Homarus americanus (American lobster) is the source of this 2756-nucleotide messenger RNA. Its product is annotated as myotrophin-like. Gene Ontology annotation, cellular component: nucleus; cytoplasm. The record is from RefSeq and is a predicted model, not a curated record. The transcript is spliced from 4 exons. Gene Ontology annotation, molecular function: protein binding. Lineage: Eukaryota; Metazoa; Arthropoda; Malacostraca; Decapoda; Nephropidae. The coding region runs from base 107 to 457 and encodes 116 amino acids. Gene Ontology annotation, biological process: regulation of barbed-end actin filament capping.
CGGUUCUUGGUGUUGACGGGAGGAAGAAGAAGUGAGUCACACACAGCUCAACACAUCAACACAACCAUCUCUAUUUUUUUCAUUUUUAGUUUCUCCCCCCGCCAUUAUGAGCGAGUUUGUGUGGGGCCUCAAGAACGGUGAUCUAGACCAGGUGAUGGAGGCUGUAGAGAAGAAAGGAACAGAUGUGAACAUAGCAAUUGAAGGUCGACCACCGCUCUGCCUGGCCUCUGACUAUGGACAACUAGACAUCAUUAAGUACCUACUGCAGAAGGGAGCCAAUGUUGAAUCAACGGACAAGCACGGGAUCACUGCACUAUUAGCGGCCAUCUGGGAAGGACAUACACAAUGCGUCAAGGUGUUGCUGGAGGCUGGAGCCGACAAGAACGGCACAGCACCGGACGGCACGAGUUACCUGGACGCCGCAGAGAAGGACGAGAUUAAGGAACUACUGAGAUAAACCAGACUCGGUAGUAGACGGUAAAGGUGCGUGAGACGUCCUCUGCACGGUGAUGGUCAACUGCUGUACUGGAGAGGAGAGGUGUUGUGUGGUGUAGUGAGUCUUCUGUGUACGGUGGUGGUAGAGCAGUGUAUAGCGUACGGUACCAGCUGGGUUGUGUAUAACAGGUAUACUUUUUGCCGUGCACUCCUACAUUUCUUGGGCAUUGAUGGUGACUUUUGGAACCGGCAAGGGAUCAACGUCGACAUAAAUGAGCCGGCUCGAUCGAGGAAUGUUGAGGUUUAGGGUGUCGGAGCCUUCUGAUGUUUCUACAAAAUUGGCGGCAGAUUUAAUUGACUUAUCCUGACAAACUUAAAAAAUCAUUGUGACGGCAAAGUAUAUGUACGUAGUUUACCACGAACCUCAGAAAUAAUUUUAUUUGCUCAAAUUUUUAUGAUGUGAAGUAGGAUGAUGAUAAAUUUCAUAACGGUGGUGAAAUUUGGUUGAAACACUGAAGGAUUUAUAUGACUAUUGUAUCCUAUCAUGGUUCUAUGUUCUCUACUGGGUAAAAAAAAAUGUGCUCUACCGGGAUUAAUACAUUGCCGUCCAAAAGGAAGAAUUUGAGGCUAAGUUCACACCAAAACCAUUGUAUCAUUAACACCCUUUGUAUUAAGCCCAAUUAAAACUCAAUAAAUCUUUCAACAGUUUAAAAAAUUAUUAAUUUGUUUAGUGGAAUUAAUGAUUUGAUGAUUUGUGUGAAGCAAUGAGUUACAGUAGUGGCUAGUGAUAGGAGAGAGAGAGUUGUGCAGCUUAAUGGGUGUUUACUGUAUGCUACAAAUUAUUUAUUAACACGGCAAUCCACUGUACACCUGCUAUUGAGUCGUGACAGCUAUUGAGUCGUGAAAAAACUUUUAAUGUGCAGUAUUUAGUUAUCAAGUAAUUGGGUUAAAUAAUGUUUAAUAAGUUAUCAGGUAAUUGGGUUAAAUAAUUUUUCCAACAUCAGACUUGGUAAAUAUUUUUGUUGUUGAUACGGUACUGCACGAACCACCGACUGGCUUUGUGGCAGGUUCUUGUGUGAGGUUCUUAAGUAAAACCCCCAACGGUGCAGUGUACGGUACUUCUCGCCCACCGUAUAACAACCCAAGUCGGUGAAAAACAACGAAAAUUUCUAUUAAUUAUUCCCGAAUUCUUCACAACGUGGGUGUGACUCUUAACUCGGACGAUCUAUACGUUUACAUAAGUUUAUCCUCAGAAUCUAACCAGAGGCUGGGGAAUUAUUUUGUUGGGUGACCAGUGACCACUCCAUACAUCAACUCUUGAAUUGAUAAAGUGUUUAAGAUGAUUACAGUAUCUGGGAGUAAAGAAAGGUUAGUUAGUGAAAUGAUUAUAAAGUUACUGAAGGAGGGCACAAAGGCUCAAUGACAACAGUUUGAAAACAAGUUUCCCUGUGAUGUAGACUCAUGUGGAGAGAACUUCUUCCUCUUACAGGAACACACAGUAAGGGAUGACAGUGUACACUACACAAUAGAGAACAAAAACACAGUGUACUGUACACAAGAGGGAACAAGAACACAGUGUACAGUACAUAAGAGAGAACAAGAACACACAGUACAGUACAAGACACACAGUGUUUGGAUCACCACUAUGGUAAAAGACAAUAUACUGGAUACAGUAUCAGGGUAUCGGUCUCCUUAGCUUACUUACCUACAUGCUUCAGAUGGGUGGGUGGGACGGGAUAGUCAUAAGAACAUAACCAACUUGUGAUCGGCCCCUUGUACCGGAUCGGGAUUAAACUUUGUGAUGUAGUUUGUAGGGAUUUGUACAUAGGCUAACUAUUGUACUACGCUGCCAGUCACUCACAACAAAAAAAAUGGAAAAUACUUUCCUUUUAAUCUUCAUAAAAAAAUUAGCACAAGUAGACUACGCGUUGCUUAUGAUCACCUGCGUUUUGCUUUUGUACGUGAUGCAGUCGCCAGAUGUUGGACUUUGAAACACUGUAAAUUUACCCGAGUGACUGUAGGGAGGGUUGAGGAGACAUCACAACACUCCUAUUAUGUAUAACAUGACAUAGCAGUGUUUGUAACUCAGCAUUAAACAGCACAUAUUAUUAUUUUCAACUGUUUCACCUCUUGAAUUGUAAGGUUGGCAUUGUAACUCGGUUGGUGAUGUGAUACUGCAGUACCCGCAUCAGGCAGGUGAACUUAUACACAGUACUGUCUACGUGAGAGGUACUGUACUCGGGCCCAUUGGCAAGAAAGGGUAAAAGUCUGUGCAAGUAUCAAACAUAAUUCUUUAAGUGGUUAGUGUAGACUCGGCUACU